Oenanthe melanoleuca is the source of this 1536-nucleotide messenger RNA. It is a transcript of the gene STOM, whose product is annotated as stomatin. NCBI's taxonomy places the organism in Eukaryota, Metazoa, Chordata, Aves, Passeriformes, Muscicapidae. The record is from RefSeq and is a predicted model, not a curated record. Gene Ontology annotation, cellular component: plasma membrane. Bases 204 to 1148 code for a protein of 314 amino acids. The transcript is spliced from 9 exons.
GCGCGGGAGGGGCGGGGCGUGGCGGGCGCGCGGCCGCUGCGUUGAGGCGGCGUUGAGGGACCCGCGGCGGGACGGCGGCGGCGACAGCGGCGGCGACAGCGGCAUCGGAGCAUCAGCAUCUGGAUCGGGGCAGCGCUGCGCAGAGACGGCUCUGAGGAAACGCGGGCCGGGCUCCGAGGCGGCCCCGAGGGGACGCGGGGACCAUGGCAGACCACGAAGCGCAGAAGCCCCGGCGGCCGCAAGAUGAUGUUGAUACUGGCCUCGGUGUGUGUGGAUGGAUCCUGGUCAUCACCUCGCUUGUUUUCACUGUUCUUACAUUUCCUAUAUCAGUAUGGAUGUGCAUAAAGAUUAUCAAGGAAUACGAGCGAGCCAUCAUCUUCAGACUUGGACGCAUCCUGAAAGGGGGAGCAAAGGGACCAGGUUUGUUUUUUGUCCUGCCUUGCACAGACAGCUUCAUCAAAGUUGAUAUGAGAACCAUCUCUUUUGAUAUCCCUCCUCAGGAGAUCCUGACCAAGGACUCGGUGACAGUUAACGUGGAUGGAGUGGUUUAUUACAGGGUGCAGAACGCCACCCUGGCCGUGGCAAACAUCACCAACGCCGACUCAGCCACUCGGCUCCUGGCACAGACCACCCUGAGGAAUGUCCUGGGCACCAAAAGCCUCUCUGAGAUCCUCUCUGACCGGGAGGAAAUUGCACACAGCAUGCAGGUCACACUUGAUGAGGCAACAGAUGAUUGGGGCAUUAAGGUGGAACGUGUGGAGAUCAAGGAUGUGAAGUUGCCUGUCCAGCUGCAGAGAGCCAUGGCUGCAGAAGCAGAGGCUGCCCGGGAGGCAAGAGCCAAGGUGAUCGCGGCCGAGGGGGAGAUGAAAGCCUCCAGGGCGCUGAAGGAGGCGUCCGUGGUGAUCACGGAGUCUCCUGCUGCUCUCCAGCUGCGCUACCUGCAGACCCUGACCACCAUCGCUGCCGAGAAGAAUUCCACCAUCGUCUUCCCCCUGCCCAUAAACAUCCUGCAGGGCCUCCUAGAAAAGACAGAUAAGAGAAGAUCUGGAUACUUCUCGGGGAAGACUCGUCAGGCUGCCACCAGCACUGAGUCUGACAUCUAUAAAAUCUGGGACGAGGCAGUGGAACUGAAAGGCCAAGAUUCAUGAUGUGUUUUAGGCCUGGGUACCUGUGCCUCGACACGCUGUGCCUUUGUCACUGGCAAGAGAUGCCCAAGUGCUGUUGCUUUUCUGCCUGUCUGCUGGGCAGGUUUUCCUUUGUGUUUGUCAAGGUGGCAGCUCAAGUAAGCUGAGCUUAACUUCUGGCUGGGAGCGAGAGAAUCAGUUAACAAAGCUGGAAUAAUUAGCAUUGCUGUGCUCAGGCACUUGGAGUGGGAAACAGAGCAACUGCACAGUUCCAGGUUAAUCCUUAGGGAAGAUGAGUCACUCUGUAACUCCUGCUGCUGCAGCUGCAGCUGCCACCCCUGUGAAUUCUUGUUGACACCACAAGAUGCUUUUUGCUCUCAUCCUCAAUAAAAAACAUGCUGUUUACUAAUGA